AUGGAUUCUGUACUAUCAAUAAAUAAUUAUUGUGAUACACUUAAGCAACAUGGUCAUACCAUCCCAAUAACAGAAUUAAAAUUAUUGUUUGAUGCUAUCGUUGAUGAUUUAAAUAAAAAUAAUCGCGUAUGCAUAAAUCAAGUAAUAUCUACAAUAGAUAAUAAUGUUGAUAUGUCAAAAUUAGCUGAUGGAACAUUAGUGAAUCAUGAACUUAUUUUAUUAAUUCGCGAUACAUUCAUAUCACUUUUAAACAGUAAUAAUGACAAUAAUAAUAAUGUUUUAGAACAAACAAGUAAUUUAUUUUCAAUUAUAAUAGAAAAUGUGGAUGAUACAAAUGUAGAGAUGAUUAAAAUAUUGUUUUUAAAUACAUCAUUUAUUGAAACAAUCAAAAUAGCUCUCAUUGCUAUAGCUACAAAUGGUACACAAUGUAAUAUUUUAUUAACACUAGAUAAAUUGAUAGAUGGAUUAAAAAUAUUGCAAAUUAAACAAAAAGACUUACAAGAUGAUGACGUAUUAUUAGAAUUAAUUGAACCAAUUUUGAAUAUUAUUGACUCUAUUCAUUAUGUAAAUGUGUUUAAUCAACUUCAGAUAGUACUAACUACAGACUGCGUAUCCACAUUAACUAUUGAACAAAAAUUUUUUUUAAUUACAUGUCCAGAUUAUCUAACAUAUUAUGAUGGAAAACAUUCAGAAGACAUACAAUGUAAAAUUGCACAAACCAUGUUAAAUCGUUUUUUGGAUAUAUUUAAACAAUUUAUACCAUCAGUCUCUCAUUGGAAUUCACCAAUAUUGCAAGCUAUGAGAUAUGUUUGUUGUAUAUUACAGUAUAUAUCAUUCAAUGAUCAAAUACGUCGUGAUUAUUGUGUUCAACAUUCACUAUUACUUGAUUAUAUCAUAAACAUAUUAAUUUGUAAAACAUUUGUAAACGAAAUGACAGUGAAAAAAUUUGGUACUAAUGUUAUUAGCUCAUUAAUGGUUUAUGCUCUUGUCUAUUUAUACAGUCUCACAUUUGACGGGACACUUUUAACAGUUAUUAAAGACAAACAAUUAACAAUGAGUAUUUUAAAUUUAGCAUUGACAAAUUGUAAAAGUAUACAAUUCGAUGCUUAUCGAACAUUAGCAAUGAUAAUGAAUGAAAAUGAUGUCAAAACAUUAUCGAAUACAGCAGAAAUAAUAAAAUUAUUUAUUAACUAUAUUAAAUUAUAUAUUGACAAUUUAUUACGAGAAAAAGUACUGCAAAAUACAUUAUUAAGCUUGAAAAGUCUUGUUCAACACGAACAGAUCAAAGAUGAACUUGCUAAACAUCCAGAUGGUAUACCAUUAUUAGUUCGAUGUGUUCUGGAAACAAAAUUUAAUGUUGAGCGAGUACAACAACGUGCAUUAGAAAUUUUAUGGUCAAUGACAUUCAAUGAAAAAGCUGCAAAUAUACUGACAAAUGAUCAACAUUUCAUGAAACAUGUUAAAUUGCUAUCAUCAACGUCGAAAGACGAAGGUGUACAAAAAACAGCUGAAGGUAUUAUAUGGAAAUUGGAAAAAAAAGAUGAACAUUAUUCUAUACAAUCAUUAUCGAAUAAAUAUAAAUAUGAUGUUAUGAUAAGUUAUUCACAUAUUGAUAAAAACUUAUGUUAUCAAAUACACGAACGAUUGGUUAACGAUAAAUUUUGCGUAUGGUUUGAUCGAGAUCAUUGUUAUGGUUCACAUAUGCAAGAAAUGGCAAAUGCAAUUGAAAAUGCUGAAUUUGUUUUAAUAUGUAUGUCAGAUAGUUAUAAACAAAGUGCAUAUUGUCAAUCAGAAGCCCAUUAUGCUUAUGAAAGACAAUGUCGACUAAUACCAUUAAUUGUGAGAGAAAAAUAUCGUCCUGAUGGAUGGUUAGGAUUUAUUGUAAGCGGAAAAGUCUAUAUUGAUUUUCCAAAAUUCAAUCAGUUUGAUGUAGCCUAUCAAAAGUUAUUAUCAGAAAUUAAUCAUCAUCGAAAAAAUCAAAGUCAGACUACUAAACAUCAACCAAUAACUCAUUUUAUAUCAAUAACACCACAAGAGUCCUCAAACAAUGAUAGGCAAUCAAUAAAAUUCGCCUAUUGUAUUAAAACUAAUAUUGAACUAUGGACAAUAACAGAUGUUAUUGAUUUUCUUCGUGAUCAUAAAUUUGAAUGUAUGAUACCAUUAUGUCAAAAUAUGGAUGGUAAAAAACUUUAUCGAAUGUAUAAAAUGUGCGACUCGAAUAUCGAUUUAAUGUAUCAAUCAUUAAACUCUGAAUUAAACCAAUUGCAUAAACAAGUGUUACCGUUGAAUAUUUAUCUAUGUUUUUUAGAUGAAUUAAAAAAAUAUGUACCUAUUACAUCUUCUCAACAACAAUCACUUAUAUGUAGUGUCAUGUAG
Didymodactylos carnosus is the source of this 2376-nucleotide messenger RNA. Lineage: Eukaryota; Metazoa; Rotifera; Eurotatoria; Philodinida; Philodinidae. The record is from the annotation of a GenBank genome assembly.